This is a messenger RNA of Poecilia reticulata (guppy), 2140 nucleotides long. RefSeq lists its product as uncharacterized. The record is from RefSeq and is a predicted model, not a curated record. NCBI's taxonomy places the organism in Eukaryota, Metazoa, Chordata, Actinopteri, Cyprinodontiformes, Poeciliidae. Gene Ontology annotation, molecular function: DNA-binding transcription factor activity, RNA polymerase II-specific; RNA polymerase II cis-regulatory region sequence-specific DNA binding. Gene Ontology annotation, biological process: regulation of transcription by RNA polymerase II.
UAUGUAGAUGGCGUGAUGUAGAAACAGUGGAACAUGUUUUGAUUAAAUGUAGAAAGUAUGAAAGCCAAAGAAGAUUAUUAAAAACGGAACUAGGUGUUGGUAGGGAAUUAAAAUUUGAGAAGGUGAUCGAUCAGCUGAAUAGUAUUGAGGGGAAAAAGAAGAUUUUUUGUUUUUUAAAAAAACAAUGGGAUCUUUAAGAGAAUUUGAGGUGUUGACGAUAGGAGUCAAUAGAGGGCAGUAGUGCAACGAAUUGGAUGCAAGUUGCCGUUAAAACCAGAAGAAGAAGAAGAAGAAGAAGAAGAAGAAGAAUGUUGUUGUACUGUAGGGAGCGGAACGCACCUCUAAAGUUAUUUGUAAUCUGAAAAGAAGAAGAAUGAAACCAAGGAAACUGUCCUGAAUGUCGAAACAUUCAUAUAUUUCUGUUUUGUCUUCGCAAGUCCAUAAGAAAAAGAAAAUGACUGACGCUGGUUGUUGGGAGCCGGAUCGCAUCCAGCCGGACUUAUUAAUGUCUACAGACGAAACCUCUGGAAGAGGAGAUUCCUCCAACACCUUCUUCAUCGAGACCAGUUCUGGAAAUCACGUCCCUUGGUCCGUCUGUGUGAACCUUGAGUCCACCAUCAUUGUUUUUCCUGCAGAUGAUAAGCAGAUGGUCAAAGAAGAAGCCCCAGAAGACCAAAAAAACUAUGUGUACCUGCAUGACCCAAAGCCCUGCCACAUAAAAGAGGAAGAGGAGAGAGUCUGGAUCAGUCAGGGGGAAGAGGUGCGAAAUGUGAAGGAGGAAAUAGAAAGGGCCAUAAAGAGUGAGGAUGAUAAACAGUCCCCUCUGCUUUCACAGCUUUAUCAAAACCAAAUUAAAGCCAGAGAACUUCCAGAAGGAAACAAUGGCGGAGAUUUCAUCAAGACAGAAGAUCAUGAAGAUGAUUUCAACUUUUUAGAGUCUGAAGACACCAAGAAAGAGGAAGAGGAUGAUGAUGUGGUGCUGAAACACUUGUCAGAUUCUGGACUGAAAACUAAAGGCAUGGCCAGAGCUCCUGAGUCAGAUGGAGAACUUGUUAGCAAACCAAAUUCAGAAAUAGCGUCUCCAGGGUUGCUGGAUAUUAAGAAAUGUUUUAAAAAGAACAAAAAUUGUGACUCACGAAGGAAGGUCAAAACAGGAGAGAAGUUGAGCUGUGAAGACUGUGGCAAAACAUUUAUUAAAAAACAGAAUUUAAACAUACACAUGAGAAUUCACACAGGAGAGAAACCUUUCUGUUGCGACGUCUGUGGACAUAAAUUUACUGAAAAAUCUAAUUUAAAUAGACACAUGAGAAUCCACACAGGACAGAAAACUUUCUGUUGUGAUCUUUGUGGAGAUACAUUUAACCAAAAAUCACAUUUAAACACACAUAUGUUAAUCCACACAGGACAGAAGCCUUUCUGUUGUGAGAUCUGUGCACAUUGCUUUAACCAUNCACAUUGCUUUAACCAUAAAUCUAGUUUAAACACACACAUGAGAACCCACACAGGUCAGAAGCCCUUCUGUUGUGAUGUCUGUGGACAUAAAUUUGGCCGAAAACAAAAUUUAAACACACAUAUGUUAAUACAUACGAGAUAGAAGCCUUUCUGUUGUGAGAUCUGUGGACAUCAAUUUUGCCGAACAGCACAUUUAAACACACACAUGAGAAUCCACACAGGACAGAGAACUUCCAGAAGAAAACAAUGUAGGACAAUCCAUCAAGACAGAAGAUCAUCAAAAUGGUUCCAUGUCCUUAGAGUGUGAAUACACCAAGGAAGAUGAAGAGGACAAUGAUGUAGAGCUGAAACACUUGUCAGACUCUGGACUGAAAACUAAAGGCAUGGCCAGAGCUCCUGAGUCAGAUGGAGAACUUGUUAGCAAACCAAAUUCAGAAAUAAGCUCUCCAGGGUUGCUGGAUAUUAAGAAAUGUUUAACAGAGAAACAAAAUUGGUGACUCACGAAGGAAGGUCAAAACAGGAGAGUUUAACUGUGAAGACUGUGGCAACACAUUUAUUAAAAAACAGAAUUUAAACACGCAUAAAAAUUCACACAGGACAGAAACCUUCCUGUUGUGAUCUCUGUGGAUACAGAUUUGGCCGUAAAUCACAUUUAAACUCACAUAUGAGAUUCCACACGGGACAGAAA